Molecule: messenger RNA, 4408 nt
Organism: Mirounga angustirostris (Northern elephant seal)
Lineage: Eukaryota; Metazoa; Chordata; Mammalia; Carnivora; Phocidae
Gene: FAF1
Product: Fas associated factor 1
Exons: 19
Coding region: 438-2387 (649 amino acids)
Cellular component (GO): endoplasmic reticulum; nucleus
Molecular function (GO): ubiquitin binding; NF-kappaB binding
Source: RefSeq, a predicted model, not a curated record
GCGGUGGCCAGGGAGGAAGCGGAGGAGGCGGAGGCGGCCGUGGGGUUCGCCCGCCUGCUCGUUCGCCUGGUUUCCCCGCCCCCGCCGGGCUCGCCGCUGCUGAAGGGAGCCGGUUGCGCGCUGUCGUAACCUGCCCUCAUCCUGGCCAGCAGCAGCAAGACCGGACCCUCAUCCAGACCAACCUCCCUGUCAGGGCGGCUGCGGCGCGGGCUCCGCGGGGCGCAGGCGGGCGGCCCGGGCGCCUGAAGGUUACUGAGUGCAUGAGCGCCUAGCUUCCCGCGCUGCCCCGCCCGCCGGCCCGCCGGUCCGCCCGCCGGCUCGCCCGCCAGCCCCUCGGCGCCCGGCGGCGGCGGCGGCGGCGGCGACGGCCGCAGGAGGCGCCGUUUCCCUUCCAGGUGCGCGCUUCGCUCCCGGAGCCGCGGAACUCGGCGGCCGCCAUGGCGUCCAACAUGGACCGGGAGAUGAUCCUGGCGGAUUUUCAGGCAUGUACUGGCAUUGAAAACAUUGAUGAAGCUAUUACACUGCUUGAACAAAAUAAUUGGGACUUAGUGGCAGCUAUCAAUGGUGUAAUACCCCAGGAAAAUGGCAUUCUACAAAGUGACUAUGGAGGUGAAACUAUACCAGGACCUGCAUUUGAUCCAAGUCACCCAGCUUCAGUUCCUGCUCCCUCUUCCUCUUCAGCAUUUCGACCUGUAAUGCCAUCUAGGCAAAUUGUAGAACGGCAACCUCGGAUGCUGGACUUCAGGGUUGAGUACAGAGACAGAAAUGUUGAUGUGGUACUUGAAGACAGCUGUACUGUUGGAGAGAUUAAACAGAUUCUAGAAAAUGAACUUCAGAUACCUGUGUCUAAAAUGCUGUUGAAAGGCUGGAAGACCGGAGAUGUGGAAGACAGUACGGUCUUAAAAUCGCUACAUUUGCCAAAAAACAACAGUCUUUAUGUCCUUACACCAGACUUGCCGCCACCUUCAUCAUCUAGUCAUGCUGGUGCCCUGCAGGAGUCAUUAAAUCAAAACUUCAUGCUGAUCAUCACCCACCGAGAAGUCCAGCGGGAGUACAACCUGAACUUCUCAGGAAGCAGUACCAUUCAAGAGGUAAAGAGAAAUGUGUAUGACCUUACUAGUAUCCCUGUUCGCCAUCAAUUAUGGGAGGGCUGGCCAACUUCUGCCACAGAUGACUCGAUGUGUCUUGCUGAAUCAGGGCUGUCUUAUCCCUGCCAUCGACUUACAGUGGGCAGAAGAGCUUCACCUGCACAAACCCGGGAGCAGUCCGAAGAGCAAAGCACCGAUGUUCAUAUGGUUAGUGAUAGUGAUGGAGAUGACUUUGAAGAUGCUUCCGAAUUUGGGGUGGAUGAUGGAGAAGUAUUCGGCAUGACAUCAUCUGCCCUGAGAAAAUCUCCAAUGAUGCCAGAAAACGCAGAAAAUGAAGGAGAUGCCUUAUUACAAUUUACAGCAGAGUUUUCUUCAAGAUAUGGUGACUGCCAUCCUGUAUUUUUUAUUGGCUCAUUAGAAGCUGCUUUUCAAGAGGCCUUCUAUGUGAAAGCCCGAGAUAGAAAGCUUCUUGCUAUCUACCUCCACCAUGAUGAAAGUGUAUUAACCAACGUGUUCUGCUCACAAAUGCUUUGUGCUGAAUCUAUUGUCUCUUAUCUGAGUCAAAAUUUUAUAACCUGGGCUUGGGAUCUGACAAAGGACGCCAACAGAGCAAGAUUUCUGACAAUGUGCAACAGACAUUUUGGCAGUGUUGUUGCACAAACCAUUCGGACUCAAAAAACAGAUCAGUUUCCACUUUUUCUGAUUAUUAUGGGAAAGCGAUCAUCUAAUGAAGUGUUAAAUGUGAUACAAGGUAACACCACAGUGGAUGAGUUAAUGAUGAGACUCAUGGCUGCAAUGGAGAUCUUCACGGCCCAACAACAGGAAGAUAUAAAGGAUGAGGAUGAACGUGAAGCCAGAGAAAAUGUGAAGAGAGAGCAAGAUGAGGCCUAUCGCCUUUCACUUGAGGCUGACAGAGCAAAGAGGGAAGCUCAUGAGAGAGAGAUGGCAGAACAGUUUCGUUUGGAGCAGAUUCGCAAAGAACAAGAAGAGGAACGUGAGGCCAUCCGGCUCUCCUUAGAGCAGGCCCUGCCUCCAGAGCCAAAGGAAGAAAAUGCUGAACCCGUGAGCAAACUGCGGAUCCGGACCCCCAGUGGCGAGUUCCUCGAGCGGCGAUUCCUGGCCAGCAAUAAGCUCCAGAUUGUCUUUGAUUUUGUAGCUUCCAAAGGAUUUCCAUGGGACGAGUUCAAGUUACUGAGUACCUUUCCUAGGAGAGACGUAACCCAGCUGGACCCAAAUAAAUCACUAUUGGAGGUAAAGUUGUUCCCUCAAGAAACCCUUUUCCUUGAAGCAAAAGAGUAAACAUGGCCCAGCAGUGGAACCAGCCUUCCUUGACAAGCCAGAGGCCUGCAUCAAGAGAAGGGCUCCUCGCCAACCCACCUACACGCUCGUCUCACUCAACUCAAUGUCACACUUCUGCCUCUUGCAAGAUUGCUGGAAAAAAGUAAUAAUAAACAUAGCUACUUAAAAUUUCCCAUCCACGAGUAUAUGUUCCCAAUCCUCAUAGAAAAUUACAACUCUGCAGCCCUCCCUUAUCCCCUUCACCUCACCCUUAUUCAAUGACUAAUGCACUGUUCAAGUGUGAGUGACCACGAAGUAGAAUUUUUACCUCUCCAGUGCCCACCGUUUCCCCACACUGUCUAGGACAGUUCUGUCUGCCCUGGGACACCAGGAUGCCAUGUAUUUGAUACGUCUCAUUGAGCCAGGGCUCAUACACCUCUGCCUUUUUAUUUUCACAACUGGAUUUCUACUUUGUCACCUAAUUUUAAAAGGCAUGGGGAAAAAAGUCAAAUGGGACUUCUCAGCAUGGAGAUUAAACGUUGUUGUAGGAAAAAAAGCAUAUCAUUUUUGUUGGUACUUUCUGACUUAUUUACUAAGAUGUGAGGUUGUGUUUGAGGACUGCAUUUGACAUAUAUGCAAGAUACUUAUUUUAAACUGCAGCUGCCUUGGGUCUCCAGGUUCCAUCUAGGAGGUAUCUGCUCUUCCAGUGCAGCGUGGAAAACUGUUGAAGCGCAUUAUGUGAAUGUUGAGAUAGUGUGAAGAGGACCAGUACCAGGACUUUGGUAUCUGGCCCAGAUGCAAGAAGCUGCUGUUUGCAUUUGGGCAGUUCGAACCUCAUAGAUACCAGCUCCCACAGAGCUGGUCCAUCAGUGAACACAGUUCUCUCCUGCUUUUCUCUCCCUCUGCUCCACCAUGUGUUGGGACCUUGUUACUUGGUAUUUUAAGCACCUUGUCUGUCAUCAAAAUCUGAUCAGUCACGCCAUGGACUCUGAGCCCCGCUAUAAAACCUUGCUCCACUAUUUCAUUCUUUUAACGUUUCAGUAUUAGAUAUUAGAUUUGCAUUUCAAAUGAAAGAUCUCAUGGCUGAAAAUUCUGAUCUCAUAUAUUUAAGAGAGCAAACUUGGGGGCUCAGCUCAGAAGACAUGUGUUGCCUGAACCUACAUAUAAUAAUUUGGGAAUGAUUUAGUAAAUACAGAUUUUUGUUAAUCUGUGGAUUUGGGGUUUGAAGUUUAGUUCAUGGAAGCACUAUUGAUGCCUUCACAGCCAAUGAUUUCUUUUUAGUCUUGGAAUGUUUCUCCAUAUCUGUUUUUAUGUCACCUGUGGUCUCUAUCCCAGGGUUUGGGAUUCUGAUUUUGACAUUUUGUAUUUGUCCAAAGUACAGUCUAAGUGCUGGGUUUUUCCCCUGGCCCAAUUCAAGGGGUUCUCAGAAGACUCUAACCGAAGCCUAAGAUAUGGCUGGUCCUUUUCCCUCUGCCUGGAAGUGGAUAUUGGCCAGGAAAAUUCCUCCUGUGUCUUUUCUCUGGUGCUCCGACCAGGACCUCCCUGAACACUCUCUCGUAAGAGAUGUGUUCCUAAAAGAUAGUGCUACAUCUGCUUAGAGUCAGGCCUUCUCUGCUCCAGAGGUCUCCCAGGGAGGCUGGAAGGAAAAGAGACCCACUAUGGGGGGAAUUCAGCUCUACUCCUACCUUCCUUUUUUUUUUUUUGUCCACACCUACCUUCCUAACCUGGUGGACCCAAAGACAGUCAUUUCCAAUGCUACAGAUGCACUAGGGCACCAAUUCUUCUUUUUCCAGGUAUACCUUAGCUGCCAUGCAGAAGCUAUAGCCCUUAACCCAGGCCAUACUCAGGAACAGAGCAAGAGUGUGGGUGGGAGUUGGAGAGACAGGACUCUGAAUUUACUUUCAUGGUUAACCUGUUCCAUCUGAUUUGGGUUUGGUUUCAUCAUAUUGUUCUGCCCUGUCAGCUUCACUUCUGUAUUCUAGUGAUAGAGACUUUACUCUGAAAGUGAUUUCAUAAAAGUUAUUAAAUGCUUCUUGAACGUG